ACAGGAAAUACAAGGACACGAUCUGCUCUGGCUUUCUCUCUCUUGAUAUAAUCCCUAUGUGACAAAUGACAACCUGUAGUGCUGUCUGUCACGUGUCCAACUAUAUCUGAGGGUGGCCCCUCAGCAGUAGGAAGAGGUCCUCUGGAUACAUUUGUCGAUGGAUACCUUGGGAAUGGUGGGCGACGGCUGCCUGUCACCAGACAACUACCAUGACAUGCUGAAGGGAGGGGGGUCUAGCGGAGGAGGCCGGGUCCACAGCAUCGAUGUGAUCUUGGGCUUCAGUAAGGACCAGGACCCUCUGCUGACCCCUGUGGGGGACGUGGGGAUCCAUAAUGUGGCCACUGAAGGCCUGGAGGACCACCAGGGGAAGCAGGUCAAGUCAGACCCUUACGGACAGCUGGCCAGCUUGGGGGACAGCACACAGCACUCUGACUUCCACGAGUCAGGCCUUUUCUCCAGUGAAAAGUGUGAUGGGGACCUGGGGGACCUCCAGAAGGGGUUGGACAGCGACAGGGGGAAGUCACCUGAGCCACCAGAGGAAGACCACCCCAGGAAGAAGCACCGGCGUAACCGCACCACCUUCACCACCUACCAACUCCAUGAGCUGGAGCGGGCCUUUGAGAAGUCCCACUACCCUGACGUCUACAGCAGAGAAGAGCUGGCCAUGAAGGUUAACCUCCCAGAGGUUCGCGUACAGGUAUGGUUCCAGAACCGUCGGGCUAAGUGGAGACGUCAGGAAAAGAUGGACUCCAGCUCCUUGAAGCUCCACGACUCCCCCAUGCUGUCCUUCAACCGGCCGCCCAUGCCCUCCAACAUGGGGCCCAUGUCCAACCCAUUACCCCUGGAUCCCUGGCUGGCCUCGCCCAUGUCCAGUGCCACCCCCAUGCAUACUAUCCCUGGCUACAGGGCCCCAGGGCAGGGCCCUCACCUUCAGCCUGCCUACCCCAGCCACUCCCACAGCUUCCUCAACAGCCCCCCAGUACAUGGUGUGGUGCACCAGGGGAUGGUGCAAGGAAUGCAAGGGAGGCAAAGCAUGCAGUCAAUGGCUCCGCCUCCCUACCAGUGUCACCCUAGCUUCAAUGAUAACUACCCUAUGCAUGAGGAAGUGGAACGUAGCUCCAGCAUCACAGCGCUGAGGAUGAAGGCUAAGGAGCACCUUCAUUCCUUGGAUAAAACCUGGCAGCACAUGUGAUCCAUUGGAGAGGAGAUGUUCUGUAUGAAGGCUGUCAACACGUGAUUGUAAUCACAAAAACAAAGACGUUCUGUAUAAAGAUGGUCUCUAUUUUCCUGGAUAUCAAUUGAAUAGGGGGGGCACACAUCCUGAUGGAGAGGAUAUGUGGCACCUUGUCAACUUGUUGAGUGACUUGUGAAAACAGAACUGAUGAUCAAUUUAUCAUCAAGCUUUGAUGAUCGAUUUAUACUCCGGAUUCAAUUGAACUCGCACUGUAGUGGUCUUGCGAUGGCGGGCUGGAUUGUUGACCAAUAUGUCCCCCUAUCAGUGGAAAGGGACAGGAAAGACAUCUAAUACUGCGGAAUUCCAUAUUAGGGCCAGGAGUUUUCCUGACCAUGUGAGCUGACUACAAUAAGAAAUUAUCCUGGCCUAGAUGAGGCAAUAUUAUGACCUGACCAGGUAAAACUCCUGGCCUAGAUGAGGUAGUAUGAGCUGAGGCAGUGACUCCUAAAAUGUUCUCAGAAGACUCAGUCCUGGCAGAUCGAGGUUGAGUUGAGAAAAUGCUCUAUCUUGGGUAAUCUGUCACGCCUGCUAAUUUGGUCGGACAACCGUACCACUUAACACCUAAUAAACAGUUUUUAAAGCGAUUAACCUCGGGUUAACAAUUGAUGGACAGCUGCUCUCAGAGUCUCCCUGAAACCCCUUAGAUCCUAUUCAAGGCCUGCUAGUCAGUCACAUCCUUUCCUCCUUUCCUUUCCUAAUUUCCUUUCCUCACCUUUCCUCCUUUUCUAUUCCUCUCCCACUGUUUUACAGAAAUGCUGCUAGUUUGUUAGUUUCUGUUCAUACACACACCACACUAGGAUUUAUACAUUAGAGUGCCUGACAGACUACUACAUGUGUGCUGGUGUACAGCGUUGGGGUUAACCUCUCUGGCACCAGUGGGACGGUAGCGUCCCACCUCGACAACAGCCAGUGAAAUUACAGGGCGCCAAAUUCAAAACAACAGAAAUCCC
Molecule: messenger RNA, 2184 nt
Organism: Oncorhynchus kisutch (coho salmon)
Lineage: Eukaryota; Metazoa; Chordata; Actinopteri; Salmoniformes; Salmonidae
Product: retinal homeobox protein Rx1-like
Exons: 3
Coding region: 158-1192 (344 amino acids)
Biological process (GO): positive regulation of transcription by RNA polymerase II
Molecular function (GO): DNA-binding transcription factor activity, RNA polymerase II-specific; RNA polymerase II cis-regulatory region sequence-specific DNA binding
Source: RefSeq, a predicted model, not a curated record